Messenger RNA from Striga hermonthica, 1503 nucleotides. NCBI's taxonomy places the organism in Eukaryota, Viridiplantae, Streptophyta, Magnoliopsida, Lamiales, Orobanchaceae. The record is from the annotation of a GenBank genome assembly.
AUGAGUAGUGUUUUCAGUGAACAGAUCCUUGGCGAUAAGCUUUCGAAGCUCAACAGCACUCAGCAAUGCAUCGAAACUUUGUCACAUUGGUGCAUCUUUCACCGUAGUAAAGCCGAACAAGUUGUUGCCACAUGGGACAAGCAAUUCCAUAUCUUGGAUAUGGCCCAUAAAGUGCCUCUUUUGUACCUUGCAAAUGAUAUUUUGCAAAACAGUAAGCGUAAAGGAAAUGAAUUUGUCACCGAGUUUUGGAAGGUUCUUCCAUCGGCACUUAAGGAGGUCAUUAGCAAAGGGGACGAGCGUGGAAAAAAUGUGGUGUCCAGAUUGGUGGGAAUAUGGGAAGAAAGGAAAGUUUUUGGUUCUCGUGCUCAAAGCCUUAAGGAUGUGAUGCUCGGAGAUGAAUUGCCUCCACCUUUGGAACUGAGGAAGAAACGUUCUCGUUCUGUCAGAAUAGUUAAAAAGGAUUCUCGAUCCAUAAAAACAAAACUGAGCAUCGGUGGCAUGGCCGAGAAAAUAGUUUCGGCUUUUCACUUGGUGGUCAGUGAUCACACCAAUGAAGAAGAGCAAAUGAGUAAAUGCAAGUCCACAGUCCAUCGUGUGAAGAAGAUGGAAAAAGAUGUUGAUGUGGCGUUAACAAAAGUGAAGGAUCCAUCACGUAAAACCCUAUCCAAAGAAUUGGAAGAGGAAGAAAAUCUUCUAAAACAAUGCAUUGAGAAGCUUAAAGAUGUUGAAUCAAAUAGAGUUGCACUCGUGUCUCAGUUGGGAGAUGCUCUUCGUGAGCAGGAAUCUGAAUUGGAAAAUCUACGGACUCAGAUGCAGGUAGCACAGGCACAAGUAGAAGAAGUUGCUGAGAUGCGCACACGUUUGGAUGAUGAAGAUCGUGCGUUCGACCCAAAGCAACCAACAACUGCAUCAGGAAACGGCAAAACCGAUCACCAAACGUCCAAAAAAUCAGCUGCUGCAAUUGCUGCCGAGGUUGCCGACAAACUCACUGCUUCCACCUCAUCCCAAUACAUAAUGACAUCUGUCCUCUCCACUUUUGCUGCCGAGGAGGCCCAAAAUGCUGGGUUCACCACAUCAAAGCCCGAAAACCACCAUGGGCCUGUUAUGGGCCCUGGAGUCUUCACCAACCCCCCACAGAAUAACAACCCAUACCAAUCGGUCAUGGUAGGCCCGCCGCCAUCAGCUCAAAUCUCCGGCUCGCAGACCCACUACCAUUCUAUUCCCAAUCCUUCUCUGCAGUAUGUGCAGCAGCCAUCUGGUGGCAUCACUGGCCCGUACGAGUACAAUGGGCUUGCGCCCUUGCCACCUCAUCCGGGUCCUCCAUCUUACAUGGUCAGCCCAAUGGUAUCUCUGGUGCAGCAGCCACAGCCCGCAAUGACUCAGCAGCAGAUGCCCCUGGGCCACCAACCGCCCGGGCCAGCUAGUUUUAGGCCUCUAACACCAAAUAUUCAAGCGCCUGGGAAUGGAAUGGUGUAUUAUACACAACCUUAUGGGUCACAGUAA